Gigantopelta aegis is the source of this 1998-nucleotide messenger RNA. Its product is annotated as adenosine receptor A3-like. Gene Ontology annotation, cellular component: dendrite; membrane. Gene Ontology annotation, molecular function: neurotransmitter receptor activity; G protein-coupled serotonin receptor activity. Gene Ontology annotation, biological process: chemical synaptic transmission; G protein-coupled receptor signaling pathway, coupled to cyclic nucleotide second messenger. The coding region runs from base 365 to 1459 and encodes 364 amino acids. The transcript is spliced from 2 exons. The record is from RefSeq and is a predicted model, not a curated record. NCBI's taxonomy places the organism in Eukaryota, Metazoa, Mollusca, Gastropoda, Neomphalida, Peltospiridae.
AGCACAUGCCCUCAUAUUGCCGUUACGUAAUAAGUGUAAAAGAAAAUCUCCUCAAUUCGGAUGACGGUAAAAUAGCUUCCAUUGACCAAAUAUCGACCAAAACGAUUGUCUUAAACAAUGUUUUGUUCAUAAAGACAUGGACUAAAAUAAAUUUAUUUUACAGAUGAAGAGUGAAUUGGAUGGAUAAUUAUUCGUGUUGUUAAAGGUAGGAAAUGAUCUGUGUGAAUGAAAACUGUAGGCAGCUGAACAUUUUGUAUACCUUGAAUGUGUAAUAUACCAAUGCCAAGCCAGGAAUUCUAACAGGUAUAUAUGUAUGUACUGUAGUAAUACUUCUUAAACGUUGUAGGCCUACUGGAGAAAGAAGAUGGAUUAUAUUAACACGACGCUAUCAAACCAGCCUUUUGCAGAUCUGCCUUCAUUUCAUUAUCAAUAUGAUUACGGUGAUAGCACUGAUAGCACUCUAGAGUCAUCACCAGGUCAGUUUGGAAUAAUUGUGGCCAACGCUCUGACAAUGAUAUUCAUCUGCACUGGGAAUGUUUUCACCAUCGUGGCAGUCUGUGUGACGCCGGAUCUGAGAACCCGAUGCAACAUGUACACUGUGUCCCUUGCCGUGGCGGACUUUUUUACCGGACUGAUAAUACCGUUCUACUCCAGCGACUUGUAUCCGCCGUUCCAGGAGGCCCUGGACGAUCACAAAUACGUCUGUCUCAUUCGUUACGUGUUUCUCUUCACGUUCGUGUCCAACUCCGUCCUGACUAUGAUUGCGAUAUCGGUUGAUAGAUACAUUUUCAUCAAAUACCCGCUGCAUUAUUCCACCAAAUGCAGAGUUGCCACGGUGGCCGCCAUCAUUGCCGGAACAUGGAUCCUGUCGUUCGCAAUAGGAACCGUCCCGCUGUACUAUAAUCUAUGGAAUAAAAACAGGCAAUGCCAAACGUUUCAGCUUCUUCCGGCAAACUACAGACAGUUCACAUUGUGUCCAUUGUAUCUGCUGUGUUGCCUCAUAACUGCUGUGAUCUACGGGUUACUCAUCAGGGAAGCUAUACCACAGCAGCGCAGAGACAGUCAGUGGCAGCUGUUCCACCACGAUAAAAUGUCCUGGUGGAACCGCAAUAAAAUUAAGUCCAUCAAAAUGUUCAUGCUUGUAUUCGGGAUUUUCUUCGUUUGUUGGACACCAAGUUUUUUAAUCAUCCUCAUUGGAUACGGUACGUCUGUAAAUCCCAAGUUAAUUAAGGCUUUCAUGGUCCUGGGUUACCUAAAUUCGGGAAUGAAUUUUGUGAUAUAUGCAUUCAAGGAUCGAAAAUUCCUGAAUGCAUUCAAGUCUUUUGUGGGAAUGAAGAGAAAGUCGGCAAAACAGUCCACUAAGGAAAACUUUGUUUUCAGUAUUGACGGUUCAUCGAAAGAUUCGUUUGAAGGAAGAUUUCAAAACGAUGAUCCAAGGGAAGCACGAUGGAAAUUUUAAAAGUACGAGGAAAAUCUCGCUGACCUGUGUAGAUUCAACACAGCUCGGGCGAUGCUGAUACCAGUGAACAUUCAGCUAAUUACAGAGGACGAUCAUGCAUGGAAAAUAAAAUACGUUCAUGAUUUGUAGACAGAAAUGACAAGGAAUUUGUGUGCGACGGUUGUUGCAGUUUAAAUUUUAUUUAAUUUUUAAAAUUUAUUAUUUAUUUAUUUAUUUAUUUUCAUUUAAAAUGUUGAUUAUUAUUGUGUUGAGGCGGGACGUAGCCCAGUGAUAAAGCGUUCGCCUGAUGCGCGGUCGAUGUAGGAUCUAUUAUCGUCGGUGGGCCGUGGUAUGUGCUAUCCCGUAUGUGGGAUGGUGCAUAUAAAAGAUCCCUUUCUACUAAUGGAAAAAUGUAGCGAGUUUCCUCUCUAAGACUAUAUGUCAAAAAUUAACAAAUGUUUUAACAUCAAAUAGCCGAUGAUUAAUAAUGCAAAGUGCUAUGAAUGAGUUUGACUGUUAUUUUCAUCUUGAUUUUUUCAUAUAAAUUGCAUAUGACAAUA